GAUGCAUAAAUAUGGCAUAAUGAGAGAAAAUAAUAUCUUUGUAUUUGUAAUACCGUGCAUAACAUGUCUAUCUCAACUUCGUUUUAAAUUAACAUUUAUGACUUGGUGAAACGAAAAUAUAGGAACGUAAUUUCUUUUACUUGAUAAAUUUAUGAGCGGUCCCCUUGGUGCGCCACGGAGAAUACGGCACUAACGGGCAAUACAUCCUUAAAUGAACCCACUCUUUCCGAGUUCUACAUUUCACAGUUUAAAUUAUCGACCGGACGCGGUUUUUAUUCAGUUCGUGUCGAUUGCAAGUUGUGCAAGAAAAUUUGCGUAAUCUUCGAGAGACCCAAUUCUUUUUUAUCUGAUUUCUCUAAUGCGAUGUUAAUUAAGCGCGUAUCGCGAUUGGAUCUCCAGCUCUGCAAUUAUCCGGCUAAUUCGGCUAAUCUUCUCCUCUUUCCUGCAAUCGGGAACCUCGUGAUUUUUUAACGCAACGAGUACGGCCGCGGUACGCGCGGUAUCGGGUCUCGCAGCGGUAUUUCUUUCUGGCCGAAUAAUUCCGCGUGCGUCUCCCAUCGGGCGGACGGUCUCGUAACCGAUAGCGCAUAACGCACGGGCUCAUCGAGGCGAGCCGAGAAAUUGUUUAUGAGCCGAGGUGGGGGCCUCGCUCUGCCGGUCUGAAAUGACUCCUCGGGCGUCAUAAUAAAUGCGUGUAUGAAACGCUGCUCGGCGGAACAUUGUCAGUCGACGAUAUCAGGUCGCUCACGACGCCGACCUACGUGUCUCCGCGAGCGCUCUUCCCCGAUUUUCCCCGACGACGAGAUUUUCCCAGUCGCGACACACACCGCGAAUUCGCGAACGCGCGGACCUUCUCGCGACGUUAAUUGUCGCUUGUCCCAGUUUCGCCUUAUUAAUCGCCCCUCCUUUUCCUCCUUCCCACCGAUGCGUCGCGUAAUUUGCAACCGGUGUGGCCGGUCGUUUUUCAAGUCCGACGAUCAAGUGUGAUGAGCGAACUAAAAUUUCGGCAACCGAGGGAGUUCGGAAUUUCGCGAUAACGUGAAGUUUUUACUUCCUCCUCUUUCCCAUUCCUGGCGCGGACUCUCGUAGAGAAUGAUGCCUUCGUAAAACGGGGCGAGUAUUCGCGGUGUUAUUUAUCGUCAGAGGUGCCCGAGUGUGAUUUACGAGCGUACUUGGGAAAUAAAAAUUUACGAGUCCGAUCGAGACGCGAAUGUUUCAUGGGACGAGCAACCGUAUUCAAUUAACUUACCCGCGGACGUUACCUGUGUGUAUUAUUCGUCAACACCAUAAGUCAAACGGACCGAGAGUGUUCUUCGCGAAAGUGCAUUUAUUCUUGGACCACGAAGAGAGGGCGCACUUGCCGAACGAGCGAGGAUGUAUGUUCCCGGGGGAUAAUCGGCGAUCGUGCUUCAGACUUCGAAGACCGCGCAAAAGAGACCAAGUGAACGCGCCUUUCGGCCCUAAAAGCCUCUCAAGCGCUUUUUUAAGAUCGCAGCCGAGCGGCCGGCGAGAAUUCGACGAAUUUUCUCCGCGCUGCGGCGCGAAACGAAGCGAGCGUCGUCAGACUAAACCCGGACGUUCCCGUGGAAGCUCCUCGGCGAAUCGAUCGCGAGUAGAUUGCCCGGAGUCCUUGGAUUCGGCGAUAUUCGCGAGAGAGUCUGUUGGCUCGGGGAUCGAGCGGAAGGACAAGUGGAAUAUCGUAUAUGAAACGAGCGUCGAGAAAUUACCGUCAAUGACGGAGUAACGUGACCUCGUCUCAUGAAAUCCAAGUUCCCCGUUGACUUAAAAGCUACGAAUUCAAUAUGGGUUGGCUCUCCCUCUGCGUCUGCGGCACGAAGAGCAAGCUCGACGACCAGGAGAAGACCAAGAGAGACGGAAAUCACAAGCGGGAGAGCAAUAAAAAGGGCAAGAAAUCGAAGAAGCUCGCGAAACGCAAAGAAUCGCAAAGAGAAUCACCGUUGUCGGCCUCCGUCGACGAAUCCUCACGUAAAUUACAGGACCUGCAGCAGCAUAAUCUUGAGAAGGAGAGUGCGGAGAAGAUUUUGGCGAAUGGAGACGCCGUGAAUUACCCGGACGACCUCGCGAAUAGUCAGGUCGACGUGAAUCUUCGAACGGACGCGACGAAGGUGUUCGACGAUCCGCUGAGUGACAUUUGGUCCCGUGGUAACUACGAUUACGAGGAUCUCGAGGAGGACUCGCUUCAUGAAGACUUGGCGAGGAGCAUGGAUGAGCCCGGGCUGACGGAGACACAUGGUAUCGAUUAUGAUGACGACGCGGGGCUGCAUUCGAGAUAUGCAUCGAUGUGCACCGCCGACGAGAACGAGAAGCGGGUCAAGUGCGCUGCGGGCGAGGAAGGACGCGCCAAGGAAGAUGAGGAGGAAGAGGAGGAUCUGAACGAGUCUGCUUCGAGAUCGGCGGUCUCCGACGAACAGGAGAACUUGUCCUGGACGUUGGAGAUCGAGGACAAGCCGGAGGUAAACGUCGCAACGAAGAACUUUGACAGGAGGCUCAUGGAGAGAACCUCGUCGAGGAUCAACUUUUCCAACGACAAGCAAGAUAGGUCGAAAAAGGCGAGAGCCAAGGAGUUCAGGAAGGUUUUGCCGCCGAUCAAAGGAAGGACCUGCGUUGAGUCGCGCAACUCAUGCGGAGAUAACGAGACGCGAGGACCCAAGGAGACGGUCAAAUUCGACCCUAAAGGAGCCGCAGUGCUGUUUCGUGAGCAAAGCGAAAUUCGGCGGAAAUUGAACUCGUGCAGUUUCGAGGUUCGAUCUCUGGCGGAUGAAGAGCGCGUCGGGAAAGGAAGGACUCGGCCCGAAGGAUCGUUGAUACCGAGACUCGCGUCCCCUUUGCGCCGAGGGGCGAAUUUCACCAAAAACGAUGGGAUCGAUCAGUCGGAAAUUGUGCAGAACGGUCGCGUUCACUCGGCAGUCGUCUCCGGUGUCAAUUUAGAGCAGCGCACCGUAACAGUAGAAUGGUUCGAGAGGGGAGAAACCAAAGGCAAAGAGGUGGAGAUCGACGCGAUUCUCGCCCUGAAUCGCGAUCUGAGCCAGAAGAUGAUGGCGCCGCCGUCACAGAUGAACAACCACAUGUUGGCGUCUUCGAAAGCGAGGGAGCGGGACUCCUCGGCUGAGGAGGACGAGGGGGUCGACGAGUCGGAGAAUCAAGAGGAGGGCUCCCUCGGACGUCAUGGCGGUCACACCGCAAGAAACGGCCUCGCAUCCGCAACGCUUCCUCACUCCACCAGGCCGUCGAUUCCAGUGAAAGCGAGCUCGAAUAGGCAAUUGGCACGGCCGGUCGGCCGCCCGACGAACAUUAUGCCACCAGCCACGUCCGUGAAUGGUCACGGCGAGUCGAUUUCCGGACUGACAGGACGUCGGGAACUCGAGAACAUACCGCCGACACCGACGACGGUGGUCACGCAAUACAACCUGGCGACCCCGCUGCAGAACAAGCAGAAGCAGGCCCAACAGCAGCAGCAACAGCAGCAGCAGCUGCUGCAGCAACAGCAGCAGCAGCAGCAGCAACAACAACAGCAGCUGCAGCAGCAGCAGCAACAGCAGCAGGCCCAAGUGGAGAAUGGUCGAAGUAGGCGAUCCAACGUCGUCAAGGAAGUCGAGAGACUGAAGAAGAACAGAGAGGAGAGGAGGCAACGACAGGCGGAAUUGAAGGAGGAGAAGGAGGCUCUGAUGAAUCUGGACCCGGGCAAUCCGAAUUGGGAGUUCCUCGCUAUGAUAAGAGAUUACCAGCACAGCAUAGAGUUCAGGCCGUUACGGGAAACCGACGCCGUGGAGGAUCACCAGAUCACCGUGUGCGUCCGCAAACGUCCGCUGAACAAGAAGGAACACGCGCGUAAGGAGAUCGACGUGAUCAGCGUGCCCAGCAAGGAUCAGAUGGUGGUGCACGAGCCGAAGGCGAAGGUCGACCUCACCAAGUAUCUCGAGAACCAGAUCUUCAGAUUCGACUACGCAUUCGACGAGACGUGCAACAACGAGAUAGUCUAUAAGUACACGGCGAAGCCGUUGGUGCAGACGAUCUUCGAGGGCGGCAUGGCCACGUGCUUCGCAUACGGCCAGACCGGCAGCGGCAAAACGCACACCAUGGGCGGUGACUUCAACGGCAAGACGCAGGACUGCAAGAAGGGCAUUUACGCCAUGGUUGCCAAAGACGUGUUCAAGUGCCUGAAACUGGCGAAGUAUCGGCCCCUGAAUCUGGUCAUUUCCGCUAGCUUUUUUGAAAUCUACUCCGGCAAGGUGUUCGACCUGCUCGCGGACAAGGAGAAGCUCAGAGUCCUGGAGGACGGCAAGCAACAGGUGCAAAUAGUCGGAUUAACGGAGAAGGUGGUGGAGACUUGCGACGAGGUGUUAAAAUUGAUACAGCAUGGUAACUGUGCCAGAACGAGCGGCCAGACGAGUGCCAAUUCCAACUCCUCUAGAUCGCACGCGGUGUUCCAAAUCAUAGCGCGCAUUCCGGGCACGCACAAGGUGCACGGGAAAUUCUCCCUCAUUGAUCUUGCUGGAAACGAAAGGGGUGCCGAUACAUCCUCCGCUAACAGACAGACUCGAAUGGAAGGUGCUGAGAUUAAUAAAUCCUUAUUAGCGUUAAAAGAAUGUAUACGCGCGUUGAGUCGCAAAGGUACGCAUCUGCCUUUUAGGGCGAGCAAAUUGACUCAAGUGUUGAGGGACAGUUUCAUUGGCGAAAAAUCAAAAACGUGCAUGAUAGCGAUGAUUAGUCCCGGGAUGAGUUCUUGCGAGCAUUCCCUGAACACGUUGAGAUACGCGGAUCGGGUGAAGGAAUUGGCGGCGACCGAUCCUACGGAGAUCAAGGCUUCACCGACGGACGACGAACGGGGCCUGAAGAUCGAGGAGCAGGCGAACAAUAGCGUGCUGUCGGACAGCGAUUUGGCGCAGCUUCGGUCGCUCAAUGAAGGCGAGCUCUCGCAGGAUCUCUAUACCUUCCACGAGGCGGUGUCCGCUCUGCAGAUACUCGAGGAAGAGGUGUUGGAUACGCACAAGCUCGUCAUGGACAGUUCGACUAAAUUCCUCAACGAUGCGCACAGUGUGUUCAGCACGACCCACGAGGUGGAUUACGAUCAAGAAGAUUUGAGGCGGAAAAGAACAAAGUUUGAGUCACCCUACCUGAGGAGUUUCUCGUUGCGUAGACGUCUUAUAGAGAGAAAGCUAUUUUCCGACGCGUAUGCCCAAAAGUGGGAGCAACUGUUAAUACAGCAGCGUGACACUCUGAACAACGCGCUCGACCAAGUGAGCCAGUUCCGCGGGCAGCUCUUGCAGGAGGAGCAAAUCAGCCAGAAGAUGACCCGAACGCGCAACAUUACGCGGUACAAUUAAGGGAUGAUGAUGAUGAUGAUGAUGCUUCUUAAGGCGAGCAUGCGAGGAAAAGGAAGAGAGAAAAAGAAUAGAAAAGACACGCGAAAAAAAAACACACAAAACAAAAGUAUAACGAUUAUCUCUCUCACCGGUGAGAAGGCCGCUUCUUCAUACUUCUUCUUCUUAUUGUGUAUCGACCGUUGAUCGCGGGGCCGCGAGAGAAGCAGACGCGCGCAUACACAACACACUAGUAGUGCGACACACGAUAGUCAUACAUUAUAUAUAAUAUAUGUAAGAACGCGAAGAAACGUAUAACGCGGAACCUCUUGCCUUCUUCGAAAUUGCUGCGAGACUAGAUCGACGUCGACGAGAGAUACGCUCUCUCUUGAGGGAGAGGAAGAAAGGAGGAGAGAGAAAGAGAGAGAAAGAAAAUGAAACGAGAGCGAGAAGAGCUCGACUCUCGAGAAACUUAUCCCUUUAGCGCGAUUCUGUAUUAUACAUAACGAUUCUACGUAGCGAAAUGAUGAGGAGAGAGAAGAUUUCCGCAAGAAGAAGAAGAGGAGAGAGAGAGAGAGAGAGAGAGAGAGAGAGAGAGAGAGAGAGGUUGUAAUAGAGAAACCGGCGUAUCUCUGUGUCGCAUAUUUUUAAUUGUUUUGCCGUUAUUUUCAUUACGCCCGUCAAUUUACGACACAAACAAACCGAAGCGGCCGGGCGUGACGGUGAUAACAAAUCCGCGAGAGUGAAAUCAAGCGUGUUGGAGUCUUUUCCGUAUAUAUAUAUAUAUAUUUUUUUUUAGUUUUCGAAACCGUAGGAAAUUUUAACAAGUGCAUAGGAGGAUCGUCCGUAAAGAUACAGUAUACAUACAUAUACACGUACACACACGCGAGCGUGCAUUUUAUUUAGCAACAAAGUCUCGGAACGUUUACACGAUUACACGUUUCUCAAGCGACUUCUCGUGUGUUUUACCACGAAAUUUCGAGCCGUCAAACGCAAUACGUCGAUACGUACUCCCGUGUGUACCAUUUGUCUGUCUUCGAAGAUGCAGAGCAUACCACAGACAAUGGAUGAUGCGUUAAGCUGCGAGAUCAGAUGAACACUCGUUUUUUAGGCUAUAUAGACCGCUAGAUGUAUUAUUAUACGAGGGACCCACGAUGUGUACGAUCGGAUGAAGGAAACAGAAAAAAAGCCUUAGUAAGCUGAUUCGCCAGGUGAAAAAGAAAUAUAUACAUCACGGCGAUACUUUAUACAUAUAUUCAUACACCUAGUUCAUCGCGAGCAAACGCAUAUCCCACACAUACACACACACACAUACAUAUAUGCGUACACACACGCGUAGUGAUCGACAUUCGUAAACCAAAUAACGACUGAUUUCGAGAAAAAAAAAGAGAUGUAACUUUUAGCUCGUAAGAACGAAACUGCACAGCGGCGUUUACCCAAUCCCGAUGUUUAAGUUUCUUAGUAUUAAUAACAUCGACGGCAUCAAACGGUCCACUUUUCUCUCUUACGUUAUUACAAAUAUUGAGAUUAAAAUCUUCAUUUGGUUUGUCAACGAAUACUCCUGUGUUUUCUUCCUCACUCUAUUCUGAAUCGCCGAUAGUAACGUACGCGUAAGUGUUUUUCCAACAUAAGCUUUACACUGCGGACACGUCCAACGGUAUACCGUCGAUUUUCAUGAUUAUAGCAGCUAGCCGGGGUAAAAGGUUCACGAUCUUUUCACGCUCUAUGGACGUUGCUUUUCUUUUGAUAAGCGAAGUCGAGGACCCUACUAUAUAAGAUAAGAACUAAUGAAUCUCCAUCCUGUCUCGUGUGUCCGAUCUUCGUGUUCUCUAAAGUAUGCAUCGCGGCAUGAUCGACGGUGGACACGUUAUCCGAAGUUUCGUAUAAAGAGAACGAGUACUAUCUCGGUGGGAAAAGCAUAGAGCUCCUUCAACAGGUCGCAGGAAGUCGAAUUAGCAGUUAUAAUCGGCGCGUACAAAUUUAAAGAUGCGAUAGAUCGUCGAGAUACUUCCUUAAUAGUAACUGUAUUUCUCGGUAUUCGUUAUAAUUUGAUAUAAAACAUUUAUCGCACCUUGUAAUUCAAGGAGAUCGAAGGCUAAUUCGCCUUUCCACGAUCCGACGAAGGCCGGUGCGUCGUGUCUCGUGAGAAAGACGCGUGUCACCGUGCUGAUCGCACGCGGAAAUCUAUCACACCCCGGGAUCGCGCCGGACCAUAGAGAGUUAAGAGGAUCAACGAUAAAACCACACGACUCGUUUCUCUUGAAUACUUGGUGCACCGAAUCCAUUCCUGUGUACUGCGAGAUCCGCGGGCUCACGGAUUUAACAAUCAUUACCGCGCGUACGCUCGAUUUUGUAAACGUAAUAGUAUUGUUCUAAUUACACUUAAAUCGAGAGUUACUCGAUCUUGAGACUUAGAGAUAAAAUAGCGGAGUAACAAUAACGACGGAGAGAAAGAGAGAGAGAGAGGGAGAGAGAGUUAGGAGUAAUGGAAUAUUGACAUUUCUGUUGACGAGAGAGAGGUGUACGAUUUUUAUAUAAAUAUAUAAAAUACUCAUAUAUAUAGAAAGAAAGAGUGAGAGAAAGAGAGAGAGAGAGAGAGAGAGGAGUUGUAAAGACACAUUGUUUAAAGAGAAAAUUACUGUUAAAUCAAAAAGUAAACUUAUAGUUACACCCGUCCCGCCGGGCGCAUUUUAAUUUAAUUUAAUAUAUAUUUAUCGAGUAUUUAUUAUAACCGGAGGCUGCGCGAUUGUGCUACAUUUAUACCGCUUCGCACGUCGGAGACAGUCGGCGCUCUUUUCGUUAUAUAUCCGACGACGCAACAUUUCCCGAUAUAUCCGUUAAAAAGUGUGUGUGUCUUGCCGUCAUAUUACCGAACAUUUCGAACGUUCUCGUUCCGAUAGCGUUCUCGGCGAUCGCUGCUCUAGCUCAGGCGUCUCAGUAGUUCCGACUUCAACGAGCCGAUUAUAAUUGGCGGAGCUUCGUUUUUUUUUUUUUUAAGAAUCACACAAAGGAAGAGAAAAAGGAAACUCGCAUUUCACCGUCUCGAAAAUAGUAUUUUUUAAUAAGUAUAGUGGCGUAAUAGAGAUGAAGCUUAACGAUCGAAAGAUGUUAAUAUACUUCUUAUUUUUUUAUAAUCGAAUAAUUUAUGCGGAAAGACAAGGCGAAUCAAACGACGCGUACCCUCACAUCCUCCCCCGAGCCCCUCUAUCGUACUUAGUAGUCGACCUCUGGAACUACUCUAAUUCGAUGUGCACAGAAAGAUUUUGGAUACGAGAGGUUUCACGUUGUUGCUUUAUGAAUGAAAUAAAUCAAAUUGAGAAAAAAGAA
This is a messenger RNA of Dinoponera quadriceps, 8648 nucleotides long. It is a transcript of the gene Klp10A, whose product is annotated as kinesin-like protein Klp10A. The record is from RefSeq and is a predicted model, not a curated record. The coding region runs from base 1803 to 5345 and encodes 1180 amino acids. Gene Ontology annotation, molecular function: microtubule motor activity; ATP binding; microtubule binding. Gene Ontology annotation, biological process: microtubule-based movement. Lineage: Eukaryota; Metazoa; Arthropoda; Insecta; Hymenoptera; Formicidae. The transcript is spliced from 13 exons.